AUCACUGCCACUUUUCUGAUUUUUGAUUAAUCAAAAGGAUUGUGAAAUAAAUGUCACUAAAAAUUCGAAGUAUAAAACUAUAAAAGUAAAUAAAUUGUUGUUAAAAAAGUAAUGGCUUGUGCAAGAUGCGGUUCUGGCAUAUACAAAACCGAGGAAUUUAUUUCGUUGAAUAAAGUGUGGCAUAAACAUUGCUUCAGCUGCUAUCAAUGCGCGAAACAUCUUGACAAGGACAAGGCAAAGGUUUUUCAAGGAGAGCUUUUCUGCGAAUUUUGUUAUAAUUCGGUUAUAAAAAAACUGUUCGAGGUACUCUCUCAAUCGUCGAUUUGUAGGCCCUGCAAAGUCGUUUCGUCUCCAAGUUGUGUGCCGAAUAAUAACUGCGUGAAGAAAAAUAACUGUGAAGAAGACUGCAAUAAGUUAUAUUGUUUUGAGAAAAUCCAAACAAAACCUAUCCGGUCCUGCAGUUGUAUACCGAGUAAACGUGAAGAAAAAAAUGAGUACUGUUUUUUGUUUCCAUUGCCUAGAGAAGUAGCCAAUUAUUAUAAUAGAGCUCACAUGAAAAAACAAAAGUGCUUAAAAUCGAGCUGCUGUCCACCGCCGGAACGAUGUAGUUCCUGUUGCAAAAAGCCUUGUUGCUGCCCUAUACAGAUCCGAACUUUGCCACCAAAUCCAUGUUGUUGUAGGUCUUGUUCGCCUCCCCCUUGCAAGCCUUGUUCACCUCCAUUAUGCAAGUCUUGUCCACCUACCACAUGCAGGUGCUGUUGUCCCAGAGAGAUAUGCCCUUCAUCAGAAUCGUCGAAUUGUUGUUGUCCAUCCCCAGAUCCAUGUUGCGCACCUAAAAGAUGUCCAACUCCUUGUCGCCGUCGACCCUGUUCCCCCCGGCCCCGCCUGCCGCCCAGACCGGUAUGUCGUCCGCCCUCGCCGCCGCAGCCGCCCUCUUGCUGUUGCGAGAAAUGUCAGCCGCGGUGCUGCAGAACAUGCGAGCCGCCCUGCUGCCCCAAGCCAAAGUACUGCACAUGCGGUACUCCCAGGCCGUGCAACUGCAAAAUGUCGCAAGUGAGGGCCCAGUGCACGGCGUACUGCGUACGAUGUUGUCAAAAGGUAUACGCUGCCGAAAAGAUUCAAGCUUCAUGCGGAGCGUACCACAGUAGUUGCUUCACAUGCAGUUGCUGCAACAAAUGUCUAGACGUAAAGAACUUCUACGAGGGCUGCGGAGAAAUCUACUGCAAACAAUGUUACAACCAUUUUUUCGGAAUUAAAUGCUAUGGCUUCGGAAGACUUAGUUGCUAACAGAACAUAAUAUCUAAUAAUCUAUUCUCACAUAAGCAUAAUAGGUAUUUGUUUUAAUAAAACCCAUGUUUCUUUGUUAUGUUUUA
Messenger RNA from Sitophilus oryzae (rice weevil), 1373 nucleotides. Its product is annotated as keratin-associated protein 9-1-like. NCBI's taxonomy places the organism in Eukaryota, Metazoa, Arthropoda, Insecta, Coleoptera, Curculionidae. The record is from RefSeq and is a predicted model, not a curated record. The transcript is spliced from 11 exons. Bases 112 to 1287 code for a protein of 391 amino acids.